Messenger RNA from Lytechinus pictus (painted urchin), 5193 nucleotides. Its product is annotated as protein adenylyltransferase FICD-like. Bases 84 to 1415 code for a protein of 443 amino acids. Gene Ontology annotation, molecular function: protein binding. The transcript has 3 exons. Lineage: Eukaryota; Metazoa; Echinodermata; Echinoidea; Temnopleuroida; Toxopneustidae. The record is from RefSeq and is a predicted model, not a curated record.
UCUAUAUUCUCUCGAGCUGUCAUCGACAUCGUCAGCUGAUUGCAUCAUAUUAUUCGACAUGACAAUUCUGGUGGACCAAAAUCAUGGAAAAGGGGGACAACAGAUCGCGAAACGACACUGUUCUGACGAUCAACAUUUCAUCAAGCGUAUUUAGUGCCUUGUUAUUUUUAUUGGGUGGAGUGGUGAGCGCGAUACUCGUAUCAAACCUUGGAAUAUUUUUACCCACGCGAAAAUCAAUUAGUGGGACCGGAACAACCGAAUUGUCAACACUCCCAAACACUGAAGUGCAAAAGUUUGAUUAUGGCCUGCGAAAUUGGCCAGUAUCUGCAUCGCAGAAGUCAUCUGUUUCGCCAGAUGUUGCUGGUGAGGUACAGGCCGCUGUCAAUCAAGCCUUAGAUGCACAAUCCAUUGGGAGGAAAGAGAAAGCUCAUAAACUCUUCCAACAUGCCUUAGCAUUAGAUCCAUCACAUGCAGAUACACUCAAUGCUUAUGGAGAGUUUAUAGAAGAAGAAGAUAUCAUCAAAGCAAAUCAUUUCUACUCCUGUGCUCUCAUCUCAAAUGAUUCUCAUUCUAAAGCUCUUAUGAAUCGGGAAAGAACAUCAGCAGCAGUGGCUGAGAAAGAUAAGAGAAUGUUUGCUAAGGUUGAUGAGAAGAGAGAACAACUAGGUCUCCAGAUCCCUGAGAAUAAUGGUGCUCUUCAAAGAGCUCAAGAAGAGUUCUACUAUCUUCAGAUCUAUCACACUACUGCUAUAGAAGGCAACACCCUCUCAUUGGAACAGAUGAGGUCUAUUAUGGAGACCGGAUUAGCUGUUGGUGGGAAGAGCGUCAUGGAACACAACGAGGUACUUGGUCUAAACCUUGCGCUACAGUUUAUCAACAACACUCUCAUGCAUCGCUUUGGGAAGAUCACCGUUGAUGACAUCCUUCAGAUACACAAACGUGUUCUUGGUCACGUUGACCCCUUAGGGGCAGGGAGUCUACGCACCACACAGGUGUUUGUUGGAGGUUAUAUCCCGCCCCCUUCAGUUGAGAUCAUUGACCUAAUGGAUGAUUUUGUUGGUUGGAUUAAUUCAGAGGAAGCCUUGUCUCUACAUCCUGUUGAAUUUGCUGCAUUAGCACAUUAUAAAUUUGUUUAUAUUCAUCCUUUUAUGGAUGGUAAUGGAAGGACGUCACGUCUCUUAAUGAAUCUAAUCCUGCUACGAGCUGGGUAUCCACCAGUCAUUGUUAAGUUAUCUCAGAGACAGCAAUAUUAUGAAACAAUAAAACAAGCUAAUGCUGGUGAUAUCAGACCAUUUAUUAGGUUUAUAUGUAAUUGCCUUGAUGAUAUGCUGGAUGCUUAUCUAUGGUUAACUUCAGACUCUCCGAAUAGCCUUCCAGAAAUAGAAGAAGGGAAACGGUUGGUCACCGAUUUGUGACGAGUAUUAUAUUUUGGUAUCCACAGGGUUUGUAGUGGUCAGGAAUAUCGACAGUACCUUUUUCAAUCUAAAGUCAGUUGAAAAUCAGGGAAUUAGGAAUUUGCUAAUUAUUUAUUUGUGAUAUUUUGAAAUUAUUUGUGGUAUGGUCAUCUGCAAUCCUUAUGAUAUUGAUCUUUUUUAAUUGUAGAAAUUUUUUGAUAUUUCUUCUGCUGUGCCAUAGUAAUGAAAAGUUUAGGUAACUUUUAACAUUUGUGAUUUACAAUUUCCUUGUAAUUGUAAUUCAUAGAUUUUAAAAGACAUUGAUAGAAACUUGCUAGUUAUAGCCCAGCACACAUAACACCAUCCAUUGCAAUCCAAUUUUCACAGAAAUCGUAAUAGUACUUGAUAUCGUAACAUUCCAACAUGCAUAGGUUUCACAAUCAACAUUUUGAAUAGCGAUAUCAAAUACAAAAAGUUUAAAUUCAAAGUCUACAUGUAUUUCGAUUCUCUCAGUAGGAAAUAGAAUAAAAGCAAAGUUGAUCGAUUUCAAUUGUAAUGGGGUUGUAGUCUUCUGGACCCCUCAGAAGAACAGCCUGUGGCUGAAGAGGGUCAUCCAGCCCACGAGUGGAAAAUAAAUUAAUUAAAUAGUCGGCUGUGACUUGAAGCCGAUUUGGAUUUUACUUUGAACACAAGGUUUGCAGAAUUCUGUUUUUAUUAUUCCUAAUAUUCUGAAAAUCCAAUGGAAUAAUACAAUUCCUCAGAGAAUAGAAAUGAAAUAUGCAAUUUGUUCAAAUAUUGUGUCCAUCACAGUGAGAUUGUGUAGUGUGCAACGGGCUUAAUUCAAUGAUGCAGUACUUCCAACCCUCUGUUUUUAUGGAUCUCUCUUUCUCUAUCUCUCUCAAACCUACCCUGCUAUUGUGGUUAACAAAAUAGUUCUAUGGAGUGGGAUUUUACUCAAUUAGCUGCUCAUUGGCUUUAAAUGGUUUAAUGCUAAAAACGCAACAUGACAAAGAUACAUGUAGGCUGAUAACAAUAUAACAUUUUAAAAAUAUAAUAUUCAUUGAUGUUAUUGAAUGCAGUACUUUCUCUCUCUCCCCUCUCCACUUUGUUUCAGCCUGUCUUGUUCUCUGUGAUUUUCUUCUUUCACAUUUUUUGCCUUUGAGCUUCAAAUAAUUUUUUUUCUAUAUUGUUUGGUUCUGGCGUUCUAUUCAUUCAUGUGGUUUUACUCUAAUGAGUGCAUGCUGGAAAGCUUCAGUAUGUUUGUUUUUAAUGCUUCCAAUUCUGCAGUACCAAGCAAUUAAUCAAAUGAUUUCUUGCUGUUUUCUUGUAGAUAGUAUGGUAUUACAUUAUCUUGCCUUAUGUCAUUUGAGUGGACAAUUUUUUUUUUCUUGUCAUAAUUUAUUCUAAAGGUCAUUGAGGUCAUGGUCAAGGAUGCCCUUGUCUGAUUGACCCUAUCUAUGUCCUUGGAGAUUAAUUCUGUCCAUCAUAAUUUUCUUAUUUGUUCUGUAAUAUAGAAUGUUCCCUCUAGUAAUGUGGCUUUGUUUAAAAAAUAAUGACAUUUGAGGCAUGGUAUGAAUGGGGAAACUAAAGGUGUAAGUGAAUCAAUUGUAACUGUAAUAGGACAACAGGGUUUCAGAAUAGGUUCAUCAUGUAACAGGUUUCUGGGAUCAAUCUAAAGGUGUUGUGUAAACUUCCUAGUGUAAACUCAGCUUGUGGAUGGCAUUAAUCACCUUUACACUACACCUUAGGUUUAUGUGAUCAAUCUAAAGGUGCGGUGUAAACUACUUAGUGUAAACCCAGCUUGUGGAUGGCAUUAAUCACCUUUACACUACACCUUAGGUUUAUGUGAUCAAUCUAAAGGUGUUGUGUAAACUUCCUAGUGUAAACUCAGCUUGUGGAUGGCAUUAAUCACCUUUACACUACACCUUAGGUUUAUGUGAUUAAUCUAAAGGUGCGGUGUAAACUAAUUAGUGUAAACUCAGCUUGUGGAUGGCAUUAAUCACCUUGACACUACACCUUAGGUUUAUGUGAUCAAUCUAAAGGUGCGGUGUAAACUACUUAGUGUAAACCCAGCUUGUGGAUGGCAUUAAUCACCUUUACACUACACCUUCGGUUUAUGUGAUCAAUCUAAAGGUGCGGUGUAAACUACUUAGUGUAAACCCAGCUUGUGGAUGGCAUUAAUCACCUUUACACUACACCUUUGGUUUAUGUGAUCAAUCUAAAGGUGCGGUGUAAACUAAUUAGUGUAAACCCAGCUUGUGGAUGGCAUUAAUCACCUUUACACUACACCUUAGGCUUAUGUGAUCAAUAUAAAGGUACAGUGUAUAAAAGUAACCCAGCUUGUGGAUGGCAUUAAGACAAUUUUACACUACACCUGUAUUCAAACAAUUUAUGUGUUUUAUAAAUAUAUGUGCCACCAACAUAAUGAGGGACCUUGUUCAAUCUACUUAUUUUCCCUGUAUUGACUAGUUGCCUUUCAUGUAUCAGAGGAAAAAUAUACAGAGGCUUAGGGCAAUACAGCCCCCAAAAUGAUCAAAAGAAACUUAGAAACUAUAAAAGGCUCUCGAAAAUCCCCAUUCAUUGCAAUGUUAAAACUUAUCAAAUGCCGCAAAAUUAGGCUUCUUUUUUUUUUUUGCCUGACAUGUAUAUCAAGCAAUGUUUGUGAGAAUUGAAAAUUAUUCAGAAAUAUUCAACUAAAUGAUGGCUCCUAAGCAUGAGGUAGACUAAGGAAUAUCAAUAUACCUACAAGUGAGAUCACAGGAAAUCUGUAACAAAAUGAGCCUGAUGAUUAAUGCAUGGCGAUCAGGAUGAAAGGAGAAGUUCACCCUGACAAAAACCUGCAAAAAAUUGCAGAAAAAGGGAUAAAAGAUAGUGGUGAAGUUUUGAGGAAAAUUCAAUAAAUAUUAAGAAAGUUAUUAGAAUUUUAAGUUUUUGAUUUGUGACGUCAUAUAUACAAGCAGCUGCCCCCUAUAUGUUAUGUAAUAUAAAAUGCAUAAAUUUCAAUGUUUUAAUGGUUCAUAAUGAAUAACUUUGUUCUUUUGGGAGCAGGUGUAAUAUAAUUUGUCUGUUGAUAUACUGAAGACCUGUACAAUAAAAAACAUUUUCAAUUUUUGAGAAAAUGAAAUUUCAUUGAUUUUUUAAAUUCAUGAUACUUGGGAAGCUGCUCGCAUAUGACGUCACAAAUAUAAAAUAAUUGAAAUUCAAAUAACUUUAAGAUCACUGAUGGAUUUCCCUCAAAUCUUCAACAAUAUUUUUUUAUUAUUGUUUAGAUUUUUACAAUAAACCUUUUUGUCAGGAUAAAUGGUAAUGGUAGUGAUUGUUACCUGAUUGCUGAGAAAGCAUCAAUGCUUGUAAGCAAAAACCAGAGGACCGAUGACGUAAGGUCCUCUCUGAGGGACCUGGUAAUGGGGAUUGAUGCCUUACCAAAGAGUACUAGCACACCAAUUGGGAAUCGAACCCCGGUCACCGAACCCCGCUCUACGGACUGAGCUAUCGCGAGCUAACGUGAAAGCAUGAUAUCACAAUUGGGGCGCAAUUUGUGAGCGUGACCGGCUAGGAUUCUUUAUACAAAUCACUCUUGUAAUUCCUAUAUUAUAGAUGGGGAUCUGUGUUAUUGAAAGAAUUAACCUAAAUUAUUUAUUUUUGUAUUAUGUGCUAUAAGUCUUGUACAUCAAAUAUUUUAUAGAUUUAUUCACAUAUUUAUUUCCAUAUAUUGAAGUAUUUCCAUAUUUAUUAUUUGUGAUAUUUGUCCACAUGUCUGUUCAAUUUUUUAAUAAAUGUAUUCAAUAUGUCAAAAAAA